Dimorphilus gyrociliatus is the source of this 2923-nucleotide messenger RNA. Lineage: Eukaryota; Metazoa; Annelida; Polychaeta; Dinophilidae. The record is from the annotation of a GenBank genome assembly.
AUUUUAUUGAGCGGCUUGAGAGGAAAACGGAAGGCAGAGGAGAAAAAGUGAGAAAAGUAAAAGGAGAAUGAGACAGUGAGAAGAGAGGAGAGAAGAAUUUAAUAAUAAAAUAUAUUUAUGCAUUUGGCUAUUUUAACGAUAAUAUGAGAGUAUUUGUGGCCUAUAAUACGGAGAGAGUCUCCUUGGAGGUUCAAGAAUCGGAUACAGUUGAAGAAAUACGUGAAAAAGUUCGAGAUAUUUUUAAUAUAGGACCAGACGGUUCAAGUAUACUGACUUUAAGAUUCUACGGUGGAGAGCUAAAGAGUACAUGGCUUAUCUCAGAUUUGGGCUUAGUUCCAGGAUGCAGUUUAAAGUAAUAUUUAAAAAAACAAAGCCUAAAGAUAUAAUAAUAAUAAUUAAUUAAUUAAUUAAUUAAUAAUUUGGUGUUAAUUUUUGUUAUCAAAGAUUUAAUAGCAUCGGUUUUUUUUUGUAUUACUUUAAAUAAAAACUUAAAAGAGCUGUUGUAAGAGAGCAAAUUGAGCCUACUUUAUUUGUACAUUCCCCUUAUAAUGGAGAUACUCUGGAAAUUAUGGAUAAAUUUAACGCCCAGGACUUAAAAGUUCAUCAAUUGAGAUCUAUUGUAUCACGUAAAAGUGGACUUCCUGUUAGUGUCUUCCGUUUAACAACUGUGGAAGGAACUGAAAUGUAUGAUUGCCAAUUUAUUGACUCUUAUGGAAUAGGGGUAGGCGAUAGAAUUGUACUUGAAGUAUGGGAUGGAUGGUCUGAUAUGUUAAAUGCCGCUAUUACCGGGUUUACUUCAGAUCUCAUGGAGAGUCUCUUCAAAGACGAUGUCAUUUCCAGAUUUCAAAUGAAGGUCGCUUUAUAUAUAGCAGCGCAUUACGGUCACGUUGAAUUAGCCGUUAACCUCUUAAGACACGGAGUAAGACCCGAUGAAGCUAUAGGAGAACACCCUCUAAGACAAUGGUGUAAAGGUGAAGAAUCACACAUCGAUACGUUUAAGGCGGCAAUUCAUGAAUCGGCCGAAAGCGGACAGUUAAAUGUGCUCAGAUCGUUCGUUCAUCAUAGCGUCACAUCCGUUUUAGCGAAAGACGGUAACGGACUAACGGCACUAAAUAUCUCGUUAAGAAUGAAACAAAGACACUGUGCAUCAUUCCUAUUGACCAAGCAAUGGAGUAAGAUUCAAUAUACGAAAAAAGCAUCACUACCAUUAUCUAUUUAUACGAAAAUGAAAAAAUGGUGUGAACAUGCCAAAACAAAAACAUUAGUUAUACACGGUCAUUAUAAGUCAUCUAUUAAAAACUAUAAAAGGCAUUUAGCCCAAGGAGCUCUAGUUGGUCAUGGAUUGCAACUAGACGGCUUCGGGCAGUCAAAAUUAUCAACAAAACCAUUAAAUUUACUUAAAAUAGAAGAGGAAGAAUCGGAGAAAAGAAAGAAAAGACUUUAUGGUAUUGAUCCACCAUCGGGUCAAAUGGACCCGGAGAUCUACUUUAAAUCGCUAAGUUCAGUUGCACUUAUGAGAUCUGGACCUAAAUUAGGGAAAUGGGGUAAAUUGGUUUCGAAAGCAAAUAAUUUAAAAAAGAGUACUUCAGAGGAUUCGAAUCAUGAAGAUAAAGAAAGUGAAUCACUUAAAUUGCCUCCUAUAAAGGAAAAUAUGAAAAAGAAACCAUUUGAUCCUAGUAGAAGAUCAUUCCUUUUACAAACUGGAGCUGAAAGUGUUGGCACGCGUUCUAAUCCGGAAACUGAGCGUAGCGAUAAAAAAUCCAGCUUUCAAUUGAGAAAAAAACCGAGUCAGUUAGCACCUAUAAAGAGACGACCAGUAAAGCCUUUACCAGCAGAUUUAAGGAAGACUAUGGAAGAGUUCGAUUUUGAAAGAGGUAUGAAAGCCCGUGAGAAUGCAAUCAAAUGUUUAUCUGUGGCAACGACAUUCGAAAAACCUUGGUUACAACAAAUAAGACUGGCGUUGAAUAUCGCUAGAACAGGGGUAAGAAAGAUACUUGAUAAAAAACCUUAUAUGUUUUCCUUUGAGGAGAGCGAAAAAAGUUCAAGAUCCAAUACACUACAAGCUAGAACAGCGUGAUUUUCAACAAGGAAAAUGAAUACACUAUCUUCUUUCAUUACCCAUAGCAACAAAUAACUUGAUCAUUAGCUUUCGUACGCAUCCUGCAUAUAAAAAAAAAGAGCUAUCAUUAAUAAACGAAUUGUAUACAUCAUUAAAGAUGAUGAAUAUUCAAAACGAUAUAACUUCGCAAGCUAAAUAAAUAAGGAUUUAUUUUGUUCAAAAAAGAAAGAAACAUACAGACAGGAACAUUUUUAUAAAAAUGGAUUUUCUCUUUUCUUUUUUUUUGCGAUUAAUGAAAAUCUAAAAAGGAUGAAAGGAAUGCAAUCGUCUCUAUGUUUAAAUACAAAAAUUAACAAUUAUUUACCUCAAUAUACAUAUAUAUUUCGUAUUGAUGUGUGUAUAUAAAGAUAAAAAAGAAUAAAUGAAAAAAGGUGGGAGAGAGAGAGAGAGAAAAAAGAUAAUCCUAUAAUGCAUAAGAAAUUACGUGUAUUAGCUAAAAACUGGAAAUUUACGCUCAAGUUGUUAAUGUAUCGCUAUUAAUAAAUGAUUUUCAAAAAUAUCAUUCAAACAAGCACUUUUUGUGCAUGAAAAGUAAUUCUCUUAAAUAAAGAAAAUCCUAUUUUCUAUCGCAAUAUGCUUUAAAGGGCUCUUUUCAAUUUAUUAGAAUAAGACAGCGUGAAGGGGGACAGUGUGGGGGACGAGAUACGAAGAAUGUAAGAAAGAUAGGACAAAAGUAGAAAGAAAUCUCUCAAGGUUAAAACAGUCAACAACAAAAAUAAUAAUAAAAUGUAGAAAAGGAAAAAAAAUCGUAAGAGAUGUAACAAACUAAUUCGAUAAUAAAUCUUUAACAGAUUUAAGUCUUCC